UUUGCGAAAAGUAUGCAUACACCUCGAAACGCGGGGUUUUGGUUCUGAGGCUUUUAUUGAGAUUAUGAUUGAAUGGGUAAAUAAACCUACGUAAAUCGAGUAUAUAUGCAUUAUUAGAUCAUCCUGAGGACGUAAAUUGUGAGUGUAUCUACUGACAAAUAUGUCCCAUCGUAACUACGUGCGUGAGGAGCAAUAUGUUGGACCGUAUAGGCUUGAGAAAACUUUGGGAAAGGGUCAGACAGGGCUUGUUAAAAUGGGAGUACAUUGUGUAACAGGUAAAAAGGUGGCUGUGAAGAUAGUCAAUCGAGAGAAGUUAAGCGAUAGUGUACUUCAAAAGGUUGAAAGAGAAAUUGCUAUUAUGAAAUUGAUUGAACAUCCUCAUGUACUGGGAUUAUAUGAUGUAUACGAAAAUCGACGACAUUUAUAUCUUAUCCUGGAACAUGUUUCUGGUGGAGAACUAUUCGACUAUCUUGUUCGUAAGGGUCGUUUAGCACCAAAAGAAGCUAGAAGAUUUUUCAAACAAAUUAUUUCUGCCCUAGAUUUCUGUCAUAGCCAUUGUAUUUGCCAUAGAGAUUUGAAGCCAGAGAAUCUAUUACUGGAUGAUCAACUGAAUAUACGUGUAGCUGAUUUCGGUAUGGCGUCAUUACAACCUGAAGGUUCAUUAUUAGAAACCAGUUGUGGCUCACCUCAUUAUGCUUGUCCUGAAGUAAUAAGGGGCGAAAAAUAUGAUGGACGUAUGGCAGAUGUUUGGUCUUGUGGUGUAAUUUUAUAUGCUCUCUUAGUGGGUGCACUACCAUUUGAUGAUGAUAAUUUAAGAAAUCUAUUGGAAAAAGUCAAGAAAGGCGUAUUUCAUAUACCAGCAUUUGUUUCAGCUGAUUGUCAGUCAUUAUUAAGAGCUAUGAUUGAAGUGGAUACACGUAAACGUAUUACAUUAAAAGAGGUACUUGAACACAAAUGGGUUAUUGGUGAUCAGAAUACACCGUUACCUUUGGAGUUGCCAAUGACUCAGGCUGUACAAACAGCUAUCAUUCCAACACGUGCUGAUAUUGAUCCAGAUAUAUUUUCUACAAUGACUUCUUUACAAUGCUUUCGUGAUCAAGAAAGAUUAGUGGAAGAAUUAUUAUCUCCAGUUCAUAAUACUGAAAAGGUAAUAUAUUUUCUUCUGUUGGAUCGUAAACUUCGCAAUCCAAGCUCAGAUGAUCCAGAUGAAAUUCGAUCUAGGAGCAGUACUCAAAGCCUAGGCUCUUCAAAAGCUGAUCCACCCCGUAAACGGAUAGACAGUUUAAAGCUCACAUUGAAUGGUUCAUCGCGCUUAUCUCUUGGCAAUUUAAGUGAAGGUUCUCCAUUAUCUGGUCGCCGGGGUUUAGCUGUACAAAAGUUACGGAAAAAAUCAUUUUCAAGUGGAUUAGAUAGUCAAUCGAGUACACCAGCUGUCAGUCCAUUAGGCUCACCACUUUCUCUUCAACGCGUUCACUACAGGCCAGUUGGUUGUGAAAGUUUAGAAAAUGCACAUCCUGGUCAUGUGUCUAUUUCAGUACCACAAUCCUCACGCCCACAAACAGUAUGUUCUGUAGCUUAUACAAGCUCAAAUGAUCCACGUUUAAUCGUACCACCACCAACGACAACAACACCAACAACAACGACAAUUAAUACUUCUACAGAUAAUGGUGCCAGUACUACGAAAACUUCAUCAAACCAUUUACCAACAAAUAUUACUAGUGUACCAUCUAGUUCUCCUCAUGGGAUUACUACUAACUCGUCGCUCAGUGGUCAACCAUCUCAAAUUCCAUUGCCACCACCACCACAACAACAACACCAUCCAAAUCUAAAUAUAUACUAUUUUGGGAGCAUUCCACAUAUUGGUCAUCGACCUCAGCAUUUUCUUCAUCCAUCAAUGACACCUAUUCCUGUUGCUACAACACUAGCACCACCACCGCAUUUUGUACCUCCGUUCCAUUUACUUCCUCAUCUUCACCCUCAUUCAUUUACACCUGGACCUUAUUUUAUACCACCGAUUCCACCGUUUUCAAGUGGCAAUGGCGGUGGAUCUUCUGUUAUGUCACCUCCGCCUAACGUUGCUAUGCCUACAAACAACAAUAAUAUGGGGCAGUUACCAGUGCUUAAUGAAGUUUCAUCUACUUUUGAUCAUCAUAAUCUAUCAAUGAAUCUGAAUGAAAUUUCAUCCACUUCCUCUUCAAUUCCAAUUUCUUCUUCUUCUGUCUCAGGAAUUACUACAGAUUGUAAUUCCAGUUCUAAUAUACCUAUGAAAUCAAAUCAAAUGACAGGCAAUGGAAUUAGUAGUAUAACAAAUGUAACAACAUCAAGUGUCUCAACAACAACAACAACACUAACAUCAGUAACUACACCAACAGUAUCUACCAAUAAUCUUAAUCAUUACUCAGAAGAACAAUCAACUGAUAAACAAUUGAGUAAACCUUCAGACUCUAUUGCAAACGAUGGCUCCAGCAAUUCAAAUUUAACCAGAGUCUCUCAUAAAGAAUAUGAUAAAGAUUUGCAGUCUUCCAUCUUAUCGACUGCAACAAAUCAUAUACACUUGAAUAAUUCAUCGAGUACAGCUCCAUCAUCUCCUGUCGGUGGUGUACAGUCAAUUCGAAAGAAAUACAACUCAAUAGCUCAUUCAUCACCGCCUCCAUUGCAACCACAGUCAGGACAUAAUGUUACUCAUCAAAAUUCGAAAGAUGGACAAUUUCAACAAUCUCCAGCUCAGUCACCAAUACCUAGCGAUAAAAUGAGUUCUCCGUCAAUGAACAAUGCCAAUGUACUGCGUGAGAAAACGCGUACUAAUGGUACAACAAAUUUACAAUCAGAUGUAAACGGACAAACUGUUAAAUACUCUACUCAAGAAAAUUCUCGUAUUAGAUCUGAAGUUAGAAAACCGCGUUUAGAUGGCUUGAAAACUGUGGACACUUUAACUUCUGGAAGUCCUGUAUUAACAUCUUCUUCUUCAUCUACUGCUAACAGUCCAAUUUUAUCUCAUGCAGCCUUAUCUAAUGCUCCACCAACUAGUCCUACAUCAGGAACAGCUCAUCAACCAUGGCGUGUAAAAUUAAAUAACUUGAAAAUGUCAUUUUUAGGUUCACCAAGAUUUCACAGGAAAAAAUCAUCACUUAUUCAUACAACUGAUCAGUUGAGUGAAACUCCUCCGAGUAGUCCAAAUUCUUUUUCACAAAGUCAAUGGAGAAACUCAGGACGUUCAUCUGGUUUAGAACCUUCUCCCUUAUUAACGCAUAAAUCAUGGUUCAAUGGUUUUCUGACAGCAGCCUCUGGUCAUGUGAUUACUAAAGGCAGUCAACAUGCAGCUAAUGCAGCCGCAGCUGCACAAGAUUCAGCUGCACUGGCGAUAUCAAUUCAAUCAAAAUGUAAAGAAGAAAAUGAAAAGAUUAAGGAAGAAAAUGAGCAAAGUGAAUUACAUCAUGAAAAAGAUACUAAUUCGGAUAAAUUAUCUGAACAGAUUUCAACUAGUAGUGAAUUAACAGAAAGUUGGAAGAAUUCAAGUAUAAUAUUUGAUGGAAGUAAUAAUAGUAAUAAUAGGACUAAUACUAAUACUAAUGUUACAGAGUCACAAUAUUCAACCUCUCAACCUUCAUCACCAUCAUAUUCAACAGUUUCAGAUGGUGUAGUAAAGUCGCAUCAUCACUAUCAUCAUACGCAUCAUUAUCCACAUCACAGUCAGUUACAACAUCAAUCACAUCAUAUGGGUGCUACAACUGAUACACAAUUCAUUUCUAGUCAAUUGCACUCUUCAGAUUUUACUUCAACUGUUAAACAGAUUGAAAGACGAGGAUUUAAACCAUUCACAUCUCCACUUACCAAUACUGUUACUUCUACUAAUAAUAAUAAUGAAAGUAGUAGUGGUACAUCAGGUGGUGGAGGGAAUGCACCACCAGAAGAGACGAAUCAUGUAGUUAUGGUAAAAGGUCGUGCACUGAACAGACUUAAAGCAGAACUUGUACAGGUCUUCUUAGCCACACCUGGUGUUGUUCAUACAGUAAUUUCACCAACUAGUUUUCGAGCUGAAUAUCGUCGUGCGGGUAGUGGAUCAAGUUUACUUGCUCGACCAGUUAAACUACAAGUUGAUAUGGUUCGUGCAACUGGAGGGAUUAGUACAGGUUCUGGACACCAGAACAAUAUCAAUUCAAUCUCAUCUGAACGAGAAGUUUAUGCAGUGAAUUUCCAGUUAUUAUCAGGACCAACCCGUCGGUUUAAACGUCUUUGUGAUCAACUUCAAACAGCGCUUUUGUCCGGUGCUGCAAAUCCAAGCUUUGUUGCUCACAGUACAUUAAGUUCAGUUGGAGGAACAACAUCAAUUACGAGUGUAUCUCCAACAUCUAAUAUUGUUACAACAACUGUAAGCUCACUUACUUCAUCUUCUGCAUCAUUAACCUCUACUACAAAAGGACAUAAUCAUAGCUUAGAUGAACAGCAGAAUUCAGGACAAACUACUUCUGAUUUACACUUUAACCAAAAUCAAAUUAAUCAACCUCUACAGUCCCGGUCAAGUGAAGAUGAAUCAGUUUCCUUUUCAAAGUUUACUAAUCUUGAUGAGAUUAGUUUUCAGAAAAAUAUAAAGGUAUCUCCACAAUCAAAGGAUACAUUGAAUUCAACAUCAGAUACUAUGAUUUGUCAAUAAUAUUCUCCUUUUGAUUUUCCUCUUUUCAAUAAUAAUGUGCAUACACAAUUCCAAAAAGCCUUUCAUUAUAACAUCACUCACUAAUUCUGAGUAAUAAAGUAUGUACUCAGUAAUUUUAUGACUGUCUUAUCUCUCAAUACAAAUAAAUUACACAUAGUUCUUUUUAUGAUUUCUUUUUGUUUGUUUUUAAGUAGUAGGACACUAUACACCUUAAAAUGCGCGUAAUUAAAUCACUGUGAGUGUUUGUCUGAUGAAUUUCCUCUCUUUUUGUUGUUGUUCAUUUGACCUCACGUAAUGACAGUGAUUAAAAUAACGCUCAUACAUAAUGCCUAUCAUACAUUAAUUAUCUGUAUUCCUGAUAUGUUCUUUUACUAGUUAACGUUACAGAAAAUCUCCUUCCUCUUUCUGUCAGUCAGUCAGGCAGUCAGUCAAUCUAUCUUUCUUCAUGUUGAUCCUUUUCCACUCACUCUUACGUUGAAUUUGACGACUUUCGUUUUGCGUUCAUUUCAACAUCUGUAUGUCUGUCUAUGUAUGUGUACGGUUGUAGAUAAAAUUAUCACAUUGGAUUCUUUUUGCCAUGUUAAUUACUUUUCCUCUUGUAGUUUGUCAAAAUUCAAUGAGAAGUGUACUGACGUUGAACACUAAUCAAGCAAUACAGUUAUUAUUACUAUUAUUAUAUUUUGUCUUCAUUUGUGUGUAAUCUGUCAUUAAAUUAUGUAUAUUGAAUAAUGGAAAAGGAGACAGCUCUCCUGAUUGUGUGUGUGUGUGCUUUAGUGCUGUUUUCUUUCUCAGUGUAUUAUUAUUAUUAUCAUUAAUCUGUUGGGGCUGUUAAUUCUUUGUUUACUUUGAGAUAAUUGUUGUACCAGCAAUAACCAGGUUGGAUGAUACAACAUCUAUUAUGAAUUUUUCACCUUUUUUUGUUUAAAUGAAAACCCAUAUUUGUCUUCUUUACCGUUUGAUUCAACGCCUUCAUUGACUGUGUUGAUCGUUAUUGUACACAUUUCUUCUUAUUGGCAAUAUUUAGCCUAUUUUCCUUUAUAUCUAUCACUAAAAAUUUCUUACUCUCUUGCCUAUUGAUUGAUUCAUUUCUGAACGACUGUAUUUUCUCAAACUCUUCAUGCAUUUCACAUACAUAAAUUACACACACACACACAUACACACUUACCUACUCAUUAUUAUUAUUAUUAUUAUUGUAAUCAUCAUCACUAUUGAGUUAAAAUAAUGUGUUACGUUAUCUAUCAGAGGCGCAUCUAUCUGUGAAUUUUGUUUGUGAAAAAGAAAUGGUGAUGAGCGCUGAUAUCACCUAUUGUUAUUAUUAUUAUUAUUAUGUUUGUUGGUGUUUGUACCUGAUUAAUGUGUAUUUGAUGAUGAUAAUAUUAUUAUUAUUAUUAUUGUUAUUAGGUGCAAACACUGUUGGCGUGCUAUGUAUUGUAUUUUUAGACGUAUUUUCUUCCUACUCUUACACUUUUCUUUUGUCGAUAUAUUCACUCUACUACUCUUUCUGUAUCUCAUUGUGCAAUACUACUAGUAAUAUGGUAGCUAUAUAUUACCUUUCAGAAAAAUAAUUGCAUUUUGUUUAAUGCAACUUUGCUUAUUUUGUUGUUCAGGAAGGUAGGUAUAUUUCCCCCUCCUUCUGUUCUUUCGCCUCUUGUUCACACACGUACCAGACAAUGAAGACCAGUAGACAUAUGAUAGUGAUGCUGAUGAUGACGAAAAUUAAUCUGCAUUUCUUUUCUUAUUUACAGGAAUCCUCUAUCUCUUCCUUCCUUCCUUCCUUCCCUGCUUUAUUUCUUUCUUUCUUGGCUUUUUCCAUUGUGUAAUAUUAUUUAUGCUUAUUGAAUAAUAUCUGUCUACUAGAAGAAUUCAUUUCUUGACACUUUUCUAUCAUUAUUAUCAUUUACUUGCCUUUUUUUGUUAUCAGGAUAUCUAUCUAGUUUUGUUUGUUCCAUGUUGGUUCUCUUUAUUCACAUCAAUUUUCUCCCUGUCCAUCUCCCUUUCUCUCUCUCUCCCUCCCUCUUUCUGUCUUUUGUUUACUUGGUUGCCUUGAUUUCCUGAUUGAUAACCACAGACAUACAUUAUACUGAUGACUCUAAGGGAUAUAUAUAUAUAUAAUUAUGAAAAUAAAUAUUAAAAAAUAGUUCCUUUUAUCGAUCCCCUAUGCUUUCUAUGAUCAUGUAAAUGUAAUCAAACAGCAGAAAAAUAAAAGUUAUACAAGUUAGUGUAGGAAAAGACAGCACCUACCUGAUAUUUUUAUGCAGAAAAUCUUUGAAAGGUCUCCAGUUUUUUAGUUCAGUGAAGAGUUAUUCGUUUUAGUGAUAUCAUUUCUCAAGUUUCCAGAGGAACAUAGGGCUUCAGCUGCGCACCUCCAUUGACUUCGGUUUUCUGACAACUUUUUCAACCUGCUCCAGGUCUGUCCACAUGCUUUCAUCUCCUCCUCGCAUGACCUCCUCCAAGUCACCCUUGGACGACCAACUCGCCGCCUCCCUUUCGGGUUCCACUCGAGUG
Molecule: messenger RNA, 7156 nt
Organism: Trichobilharzia regenti
Lineage: Eukaryota; Metazoa; Platyhelminthes; Trematoda; Strigeidida; Schistosomatidae
Source: the annotation of a GenBank genome assembly